CCCACACACCAAAGUUAAGAGGUUUGUGUUUGAAGGCUUUCAGAUUGCGGAGCUAAGAAGUGGGAUCCAACGCUACUGGUAGCAGCAACGAUGCCCAUUUGGUCGGUAGUGAUAAAGAUCGCCAUGGACAAGAAAAAACCACCGAAUACUAUUAGCCAUGAAGAUGAACAAGAACUAAUUCACCGUUAUCAUGUAGGUAUGAUAGUAGUAAAUUUGCGGCCGAGGCUAGUCCCUCCUUUGCCAGAGCAAGUGAUGGGGAAUCUGGUCCACGUGCGCGUUUUUGAGAAGUGGUCGAUAAGUUAUCAAAAGGAAGAGGUCGAAACAGCAGAAGGAGAGAACGAGUUGCGGACUCGGCUAGCUGAGAAGCUAAGGGAGUCUGUUAGGAUGGUGAACGACGAAGAAGUGAGAAAGAUAUUCGGAAGGAGCGACGACGUUGACAACGACUGUGACAAGGGUGUUACAAGUCGUCGGGAAGGGUAUUCGGAUAUGUUCAAACGUUUUGUGGAGGAGCAUCAGAAGGGGGAUUUGGUUGCAUUCAGCAGCUGGUGGAGGUUUCCGUUCUACGAGACGGAUUUUGGGUGGGGGAAGCCGACUUGGGUGGAUUAUUUCAACAUGACAGAUAACCUUGUGCUGCUCAUCGAUGCCAAGGAUGGGGAGGGUAUUAAAGCAUGGGUGAGUUUGAGUGAUGAAGACAUGAAGCGUGAAGGUCUGGAGGAGGUGAGUCGAACUAAGGCCACAGGAAAAAGAAAGUAAAAUGAAGAGAAAAAGGGAGGAACGACACAGGUCAGGUGAAUAUGUUGAGAAACUAGGGUUUUGCUAGGAAUUUUUUAAAUCAACGACGAGGAACGAGAUUUAUAAAAUUUAAUGGAUGAG
Molecule: messenger RNA, 873 nt
Organism: Linum trigynum
Lineage: Eukaryota; Viridiplantae; Streptophyta; Magnoliopsida; Malpighiales; Linaceae
Source: the annotation of a GenBank genome assembly